AUGUCUGCUCUGACAGUGCUGGCAUCUUUCAUUCACAUUGGAGGCCAUUUCUUCAGAGGUAGCUCCCUGGCAGCUGGAGGCGGUAGAGUCAGUCAUGCUGGUGGUGGUGUGCAUAUUGAGCUGUGGUAUACACAGUUUCCCCAGCUGACCAGGUCCCAGGUGACCCUGGCUGAGUUCCUCACUGCAACCAUGUGGUUCUGGAUUCCCUGGUAUUUUUGGCAUGACUUAGAUGCUGCUCUGGGUCACCUUCCAUACCCAGAUCCUUUCCAGUGGACAGGUGAAGAACUAGAUAUCCUUUCUGAUGACUGA
Messenger RNA from Canis lupus familiaris (dog), 309 nucleotides. RefSeq names its product NADH dehydrogenase [ubiquinone] 1 beta subcomplex subunit 2, mitochondrial-like. The transcript has a single exon. The record is from RefSeq and is a predicted model, not a curated record. Lineage: Eukaryota; Metazoa; Chordata; Mammalia; Carnivora; Canidae. The coding region runs from base 1 to 309 and encodes 102 amino acids. Gene Ontology annotation, cellular component: mitochondrial inner membrane.